This is a messenger RNA of Canis lupus familiaris (dog), 960 nucleotides long. RefSeq names its product olfactory receptor family 2 subfamily AE member 1 (gene OR2AE1). The coding region runs from base 1 to 960 and encodes 319 amino acids. Gene Ontology annotation, biological process: G protein-coupled receptor signaling pathway. Gene Ontology annotation, molecular function: olfactory receptor activity; G protein-coupled receptor activity. The transcript has a single exon. The record is from RefSeq and is marked inferred. Lineage: Eukaryota; Metazoa; Chordata; Mammalia; Carnivora; Canidae. Gene Ontology annotation, cellular component: membrane.
AUGUGGCAGAGGAAUCAGACCUUUCUGGCAGACUUCAUCCUUGAAGGCCUCUUUGAUGACUCUCUCAUCCACCUUUUCCUUUUCUCCUUAACCAUAUUGGUCUUCCUUAUUGCAGUGAGUGGCAACACGCUCACUAUUCUCCUCAUCUGUGCUGAUGCCCAGCUUCACACACCCAUGUACUUCCUGCUCAGUCAGCUCUCCCUCAUGGAUCUAAUGCAUGUCUCCACAACCAUCCCAAAGAUGGCUACCAAUUAUCUAUCUGGCAAGAAGACCAUCUCCUUUGUGGGCUGCGCUACCCAGCACUUCCUCUAUUUGUCUCUGGGUGGUGGUGAGUGUCUUCUCUUAGUUCUCAUGUCCUAUGACCGCUAUGUUGCCAUUUGUCAUCCACUUCGUUAUACCAUUCUCAUGAACAGAAAGGUGGGAUUGAUGAUGGCUAUCAUGUCAUGGUUGGGGGCAUCCAUAAACUCUCUAAUUCACACAGUGAUCUUGAUGCAUUUCCCUUUCUGUGGGUCUCGGAAAAUCCACCACUUCUACUGUGAGUUUCCAGCUGUUGUGAAGUUGGUGUGUGGAGACAUCACUGUUUAUGAGACCAUAGUGUAUAUCAGCAGUGUCAUACUUCUCCUCUUCCCCAUUUUCCUAGUUUCUACAUCUUAUGGCUUCAUCCUCCACAGUGUCAUUCAGAUGCAUUCAGCUGGGAGUAAGAGAAAUGCCUUUGCUACUUGUAGCUCUCACCUCAUUGUGGUUUCUUUCUGGUUUGGGGCCUGCAUCUUUUCAUAUAUGAGGCCCAGGUCCCAGCGUACUCCAUUGCAAGACAAAGUUGGUUCUGUGUUUUAUAGCAUCAUUACUCCCACCCUCAAUCCUUUGAUUUAUACUCUCCGGAAUAAGGAUAUAGCUAAGGCUAUGAGAAGAGUACUAGGGAGAGAUAUUCUCACUCAGAGACAGCAAUUGCCAUUGCCCUGA